AAUAUCCAGCUAGAUCCGCAAUUUAAGAAAUUUGCAAAUUUCUUCAAUUUCAAAAAAUGCUGUGAAUUACUCUAAAUGGUCAAUGUUAAAGAAGGCAGUGCGUCCUGGUAAACUUGACACAUUUUCACUCUAACUCACUUUUGUCAAAGAAUUAUUCUAGUUCCAAGAGUGAAGAAGCAAAAUGUUUCUCUAUAACUUGACAUUGCAGCGGUCCACUGGAAUAACCCAUGCCAUUCAUGGAAAUUUCAGUGGUUCCAAACUUCAGGAGAUUAUAGUUUCUCGGGGGAAGCUGCUGGAAAUCUUGCGGCCAGACCCAAACACUGGCAAAGUUGUUACGCUCCUUAGCGUAGACGUAUUUGGCGUAAUUAGAUCUCUAAUGGGAUUCAGAUUAACGGGUGGUUCGAAAGAUUACAUUGUACUGGGCUCGGACUCUGGUCGUAUUGUAAUAUUAGAGUACAAUCCAAUAAAAAAUGCGUUUGAUAAAGUUCACCAAGAAACUUUUGGGAAAAGUGGGUGCCGUCGCAUUGUUCCUGGACAGUAUUUAGCUAUCGAUCCUAAGGGCAGGGCGGUUAUGAUUGGGUCAGUUGAAAAACAGAAAUUGGUUUACAUUUUAAAUCGAGAUGCACAAGCACGUCUGACAAUUUCUUCUCCACUAGAAGCCCAUAAAAGUAACACGUUUGUCUACCAUAUUGUGGGCGUAGAUGUGGGAUUCGAGAAUCCAAUGUUUGCCUGUCUUGAAAUGGAUUAUGAGGAAGCUGACAUUGAUUCAACGGGCGAAGCUGCUCAAAAUACGAAGCAGACGCUCACGUUUUACGAGUUAGAUUUGGGGCUUAACCAUGUUGUGAGAAAAUACAGUGAACCACUUGACGAGCAUGCAAACUUCCUUAUAACUGUGCCUGGAGGAAAUGAUGGUCCAAGCGGAGUUCUAAUUUGCUCUGAAAACUACAUCACUUACAAGAAUUUAGGAGAUCAACCUGAUAUUCGAUGUCCCAUCCCUAGACGAAGGAAUGAUUUGGACGAUCCAGAACGAGGAAUGAUAUUUGUGUGUUCCGCCUCUCAUAAAACAAAAAGCAUGUUCUUCUUCCUUGUUCAAACAGAACAAGGGGACAUCUUCAAAAUAACAUUGGAGAUCGACGAUGAUAUGGUGACCGAAAUCAAGCUGAAAUAUUUCGACACAACUCCUGUCGCAACCUCCAUGUGUGUACUAAAAACCGGCUUCUUAUUCGUCGCAUCUGAAUUUGGCAACCACUAUUUGUAUCAAAUUGCUCAUUUGGGCGAUGAUGACGACGAGCCCGAGUUCAGCUCUGCCAUGCCAUUAGAAGAAGGAGAUACAUUUUUCUUUGCUCCCCGACAUUUAAGGAAUCUCGUACUUGUUGAUGAAAUGGACUCGCUGUCACCGAUCGUAACUUGUCAGGUUGCUGAUUUAGCUAAUGAGGACACGCCACAGCUGUACAUGUUAUGCGGCCGAGGUCCAAGAUCAACAAUGAGGGUGUUGAGACACGGGCUCGAAGUAACUGAAAUGGCUGUUUCUGAACUUCCUGGUAAUCCAAAUGCUGUAUGGACAGUUAAACGACGAUCUGAUGAUGACUUUGAUUCGUACAUUAUUGUAUCAUUCGUCAACGCUACGUUGGUCCUUUCCAUUGGUGAAACUGUGGAGGAAGUUACGGAUUCUGGGUUUCUUGGGACUACUCCAACAUUAUCAUGCUCUGCUUUAGGAGAAGACGCACUAGUUCAGAUUUACCCUGAUGGAAUACGUCAUAUCAGGGCAGACAAGAGGGUUAACGAAUGGAAGGCACCAGGAAAACGCACCAUUUUUCGCUGUGCUGUUAAUGCCAGACAAGUAGUUAUUGCUCUUACCGGAGGAGAACUUGUAUACUUUGAAAUGGACCCGACUGGUCAACUCAAUGAAUACACCGAAAGACGCGAAAUGCCUGCCGAUGUUGUUUCAAUGGCACUAGGGUCAGUUCCUGUUGGAGAGCAAAGGUCACGAUUCUUAGCUGUUGGAUUAGCAGAUAGCACAGUCAGAAUAAUUUCAUUAGAUCCAUCCGAUUGUCUAAGUCCUUUGAGUAUGCAAGCUUUGCCCACUCUACCCGAAUCGCUUUGUAUCGUUGAAAUGGGUGCAACGGAAGACGGGCAACACGGUACUCUGUAUCUGAAUAUUGGUCUCGAUAAUGGAGUUCUACUCAGGACUGUCCUUGAUCCUGUCACUGGCGACCUAGCAGAUACCCGCACUAGAUAUUUGGGAUCUCGCCCAGUAAAACUAUUUAGAAUUCGUAUGCAAGGUGGCGAAGCUGUGUUGGCAAUGUCCAGUCGUUCCUGGUUGAGCUACAAUUUUCAGAACAGAUUCCAUCUAACACCACUGUCCUACGAAAGCUUAGAAUAUGCAGCAGGAUUUUCUUCAGAACAGUGCCCAGAAGGAGUUGUUGCGAUUUCAACCAACACACUCAGAAUUCUGGCCAUGGAAAAAUUGGGAGCCGUUUUCAACCAGAUGUCAUUCCCUCUUGAAUAUACUCCCAAAAAACUUUCAAUUCAACCAGAAACUGGGCACCUUGUGAUUCUCGAGACAGAUCACAAUGCAUACACAGACAACAUCAAGAAACAACGUCGAGUUCAAAUGGCAGAAGAAAUGAAAGAAGCCGCAGGCCCGGAUGAACAGGAGUUGGCACAGGAAAUGGCUGAUGCAUUUCUCAAUGAAGAUCUCCCAGAAAACAUGUUUUCGGCUCCCAAAGCUGGUCCAGGAAUGUGGGCAGCAUUGCUGAGAAUUAUGGACCCCAUUGAAGGAAAAUCCCUAUUUGUACAUCGAUUCGAGCAGAACGAUGCGGCAAUUAGUUUAGCAUAUUGCAAAUUUAAUGCACAAGGGGAAUUCAGUCAUUUCGUUGUGGUUGGAGUCACAAAAGAUCUCCAACUCUCUCCCAGAUCAGCAGGUGCAAGUUUUCUAUAUACGUUUAGGAUGAGUGCGGAAGGUACAGAAUUGGAAUUUUUGCACAAAACCUCUAUUGAAGACAUCCCAGUUGUUCUUCAUCCAUUCCAAGGCAAAUUGCUGGUUGGAAUGGGAAAAACCUUACGAAUGUACGAUUAUGGCAAAAAGAAACUGCUAAGAAAGUGUGAAAAUAAGAAUUUUCCAACCACCAUUGUUCACAUGUCUUCAAUAGGAACCAGAGUUUUUGUCGGCGAUAUCCAAGAAAGUGUCCAUUACGUAAAAUACAAACGACAAGAUAAUCAAUUGGUUAUUUUUGCAGAUGAAACUAAUCCUAGAUGGAUAACUGCGACAGCUGUAUUAGACUACAAUUCCGCUGCAGUCGCAGAUAAGUUUGGGAAUAUUGGGGUGCUUCGGCUACCAAAUAAUACAGAUGACGAUGUUGAUGAAGAUCCAUCUGGCACCAAAGCAUUGUGGGAUCGUGGUCUAUUGAGCGGAGCGUCAAAUAAACUUGAAGUAUACAACAAUUUCCAUGUUGGAGAGACUAUCUUAUCACUACAGAAAUCAACUCUCAUCCCUGGUGGAAACGAGUCACUCGUAUACACGACUCUCUCAGGGAGUGUUGGAAUAAUUGUUCCUUUUACGUCUAGAGAAGAUCAUGAAUUCUUUAGAGAUUUAGAAAUGCAUAUGCGUAGUGAAAAUUCCCCUUUGUGUGGCAGGGACCAUUUAUCCUAUCGAUCGUAUUAUUUUCCAGUCAGAAAUGUCAUUGACGGAGAUUUGUGUGAGCAAUAUAACUCUAUAGACCCAAGCAAACAAAAAAGCAUCGCAGAGGAGCUAGACCGAACACCGAAUGAGGUUGCCAAAAAAUUGGAGGAUAUUCGAACUCGUUAUGCAUUUUAA
Folsomia candida is the source of this 3817-nucleotide messenger RNA. It is a transcript of the gene Sf3b3, whose product is annotated as splicing factor 3B subunit 3. Bases 182 to 3817 code for a protein of 1211 amino acids. Gene Ontology annotation, cellular component: nucleus; U2 snRNP. Lineage: Eukaryota; Metazoa; Arthropoda; Collembola; Entomobryomorpha; Isotomidae. The record is from RefSeq and is a predicted model, not a curated record. Gene Ontology annotation, biological process: mRNA splicing, via spliceosome. Gene Ontology annotation, molecular function: U2 snRNA binding; protein binding. The transcript has 26 exons.